Bufo gargarizans (Asiatic toad) is the source of this 2469-nucleotide messenger RNA. RefSeq names its product histone H2A type 2-B-like. Lineage: Eukaryota; Metazoa; Chordata; Amphibia; Anura; Bufonidae. Gene Ontology annotation, molecular function: DNA binding; protein heterodimerization activity; structural constituent of chromatin. The transcript has 2 exons. Gene Ontology annotation, cellular component: nucleosome. The coding region runs from base 143 to 523 and encodes 126 amino acids. The record is from RefSeq and is a predicted model, not a curated record.
CAGAGCCGCGGGCGCGCUAGGAAAGGCCGUUGUGGGCGUGGCCUCGCUAGUGCGGCGCUGGCUGUGGAGGAGGGCAGAUCGCGCGGCGGGUGAUCCACACAGCGGGGACGGGCCGGAGUUGACCGACUACGGUGUGAGAGCCAUGUCAGGACGAGGGAAAUCCGGCGGCAAAGCCAGAGCCAAGGCCAAGUCUCGCUCCUCUAGGGCCGGGCUGCAGUUUCCAGUAGGCCGCGUCCACCGGCUGCUCCGGAAGGGGAAUUACGCUGAACGGGUCGGGGCUGGCGCUCCCGUCUACCUGGCCGCCGUGCUGGAGUACCUGUCGGCGGAGAUCCUGGAGCUGGCCGGGAACGCGGCGCGGGACAACAAGAAGACCCGCAUCAUCCCGCGGCACCUGCAGCUGGCGAUCCGCAACGACGAGGAGCUCAACAAGCUGCUGGGAGGGGUGACCAUCGCCCAGGGGGGCGUCCUGCCCAACAUCCAGGCGGUGCUGCUGCCCAAGAAGACCCAGACCUCCAAGAAAUGAGCGCCGACUACGGGGAGGGGGGGUUCUUAGUAGUCGGGGGCCUUAGGACCCAGGGCUGAGCGCUAGUUACCCCCAUUCCAGCUUCCAAAGUGUUAAUUAUCUUGUUAGAGGUAGGGGGUGCCAGUUGCCCCCAAUAUACAGCAGCCAAAGCCCAGUUUCCAGAUUUGUAAUUAAUUGCCGAUAAGUUUUGCAAAAAAUCGACUGCAGUCUGUCUGUACAAGCGCCAACACCCCCCCUUCAAAAUCUAGUCUUUACCGCAAGUGUUAAUUCCCCUUUAAGUCAAAUUAACCCCCCAAAGUCCCCCUUGGGUGCACACAUGGUUAAUUCAUGUUUUGCACCCUUUUUUUUACUAGGAUUAACUCUUUCCUGUGCUGGCAUGGAGGUAAAGCACCUUCUCCCCCGCAUCCUGUUUUACAAAGGGUUAACACACUUUUGACUUUCCAUAGUCCAGUCUUUUUAGGCGAUUUUAUCCUUCGUCCCCGUUUGUGGUCUGUCUUUGUUUUUGGGGGGGGCGGUUUGCACUUCUGUUUUCCUGUGUUGUGACGUAUUGUAACGUUCCGCUAGUUUUGGGGGGAGGACCAUCGAGUUCUUGGUCGUCACAGACAUCACCGCCGCUUAACCCUUUCUACACCGGCGUUUGCAUUUAAAUGUGGGUGGGGGCGUGUCGUUGUCAGUUUUCGGUUUCUCGUAGUGAAAGGCGCAGUCGGGCGGCGGCGGGUUGGUUCUGGUAGUCAUGUUACGGGAUUGGCUUAUUUUAGCAAAUGUGGAACGUAAGUUUUAUUUAUUUUUUCUCAUGAUGCGACAAUGUUACGGAUGUUCAUAGAAAGUAACUAUAGGUGAGUUCUUGCGUCAGUAAACCCCCUCCCCUCAAUACUAACCGGAGAUGCUGAGUAGUGUUCCUAAUGGAUGUGUUGCAUAAAUCGUCACACCCUCUCCAAACUGACCCUGCAUUGACCGUUAUGACUGGGAGUAUGAUGUAGAAAAUCUGGGACAUUUUUAAAGGGAUUGUCCAGAAUUAGAAAGUGUCUGCUUUCUCGCAGAAAAAAAAAACACAGCGCCACCCCCGUUCACAGGUCGUAUGUGGUAUCGCAUCUUCGCACCAUUCACUUCAGUAGAACUGAGCUGCAGUACCGGACACAACCCAUGGACAGGAGUGGCGCUGUUGGAAGGAGAAAGCAGCCAUGUUUUUCUAAUCCCAACAGUCAGAGGUAAUGUGAACAUGAUGUUAUAGAUCUCUGAAGUCCUUUAAUCCAGCACCAGUGAUAUCGGAUGGUUGUUGGGUUGUCAGAUAAUCGCAGGCUCAUUGACUCUCCACCUGUAACGCCGCUUUAGUUUUAGGUAAAGAGUUCUGUGCUGAGGUUUCUUCAUUUAUCUUUAUAGGAGUCGGCGCUCUGGCAUUUCUGAUACAUAGCUCCAGAGCUACUGCACAGAUAGUUAAGUGAUACCGUUUUAUUUGCCUGCAGCCACCACCCACCACUAGAUGGCGCUCAGGCACUCACUGCAUAUUGAUACAUUGAGGGCAAUAGGACUGUAUUCAGUACGCUCGUGAGCUCCCCCUAAUGGUGAAUGCAGACUGCCAGAAUGUUACCAUUUACUAUGUCCAGCCUGUGAUGCACUGAUUUUGUGCCCUUCAAGCUCUUAAAGAGAACCUUUUACUGGAUUUUAUCAAUUGAGAUAAGUACCUGUACUCCCAGGCGUUGACGCUCUGCGCUGCGAUUGGACAGCACUACAGCCAGGGGAGAAGGAACGCCCAGGGGGAAACAGGGCAACUCCGCCUAGUCCAACCAAUUCAGUGAAUAUACCGGGGGCCAGAGUGGGCGAACGGAGCUGCGCCCAGGGAUAAUAGUAAGUGCAGUGAGAUCCCUGGGCGCCGCUCUACACAGCCUGAUAAUUAUUUUGCAAUGUUUGGACCGAUGAAAGGUCCUCUUAGGGUACCUUCACACUUG